ACAGGACUUUUUAGGGACCGGGACAGAGGAUUUAGAUUAGGCGGUUGCUGGUGAGGACCUGAGGACUUCAGGCUCCAGGACGAGGGACAAAGUAGGUAUAGGAACAUGAAAAUAGGAGCUGCAGCUUUGGCCGGGGGGACUUUCGGGGUGGUGGGCACCCUGUGUUUCCUCGUGGCCUUCAGUACCGACUACUGGCUGGUGGCCGUAACAGACUGUAACUCAGAUGAGAACGCCAAACCCCACCCAACACUGGGCAAAGACACUAACAGGACAAAGAUCCAGCCACACGAAGCCACCGCUGUUGCUCCUCCGUGGCUCACUCUGCACCACGAGGGGUUUUUCAGGCGCUGUAUGUUUCCAGUGGAGCCCUCGACGCCAGCGCUCCUGGCCUCAUUCAUCACCUCGCCUGUUCAAACUGCAGCAAACCCGCUGGGGGCUAAGGUGUGUUUCCGUGGUUACCUCUUCCCGCUGCCAGUCGCACUUGGACACGUUCCUGAGACGGUUUAUGAUGCUACUGCAGUAUUCCGAGGGUUCUGGACCGUCCUGAUUGUAGUCGGGCUGCUCUCCGCUCUGACCGGAGGCUUGCUGCUGGUCUGCGGCGUUCCCUUCAUCAGCAGCAAACUGUACCGGCUGGGCGGGGCCUUCCUCAUCGCUGCCGCCGUCCUGCUCCUGCUCCUGCUGCUGCUCUUUGUGCUCUGGAUGGAGGCGGUGGACGUGAGGAGCUACGUCCUGCAGAAGGCGAGGGAAGAUUGUCCGGACGCCGAGGUCUCCGUACACUACGGCCUCUCCUUCAUGGCGGCCGCCGCUGGCGUUCCCCUGGAGGUCCUGUCCGGGCUGCUGUUCCUGCUGGCGGGCCGCACGCUGCGCGUCGGCAGAUGAGCCGAGCGAGAGGCCAGCCGGAGAGACGAGAAGGGACACACUUUAUUGUUGAACACGCAGUGCCAUGCAAAAGUUUUCACACUUUUUCACUUUUUUCUUUUCCACAUUACAGCCACAAACUUCGAUGUAUGUCAUUUGGGAUUUGUGAACUCUUUUUGAUUUAGCUGCAAGUGUUUUGGACCUUCACCUUCUUCAAAUGAAGUGAAAUUGGUGUUAAACAUUUUGUCAUAUUAUAGAUAUCAUUCAGUGUUUCCAGAGAGGUCAUCAAAGGUCAACGAGUCCCCCACGUCUACAGAAUCAAGACAAUUUGGUGUCAAUCAGCUGUACCGCAACAUUUUUUACAAAUAUAACACAAUUAAGUUCAUCAGUUUUGUUUGCUAAUUUAUUUUAUUUCCUUUAUUUAACCAGGUAAAAACCUCACUGAGAUCCAAAGCUCAUUUUCAACAGAGAACUGGGCAGAAAUCUGCAACACACAACAACCUCGUUACACCAACAUAAAGCAAAUGAAAACAUGUGCACAAGUUUAAAGCAAAUUACAAAACUGAUUAAAAGCAACUGAUUGAAUGAAUCACAUUUUGUGUGUGUGUGUGUGUGUGUGUGUGUGUGCGCGUGUGUGUGUGUUUGUUUGUAAUACCUUGUGGGGACCAUUUUCCUGACACUAUGUUGUGGGGACCCACUGAUUCUUGUGGGACCAAAGCCUGGUCCCCACAAGGGGAAACACUGUUUUGGGGUCAGGGGUCAGAUUUAGGACUAAGGUGUGAAUUGAGUUUUAUUUAGGGUUAGGAUAAAGGUAAGGUUUAGGCCAGUAUUUCCCAACCCUGGUCUUCAAGGCACACUGACCUGCAUGUUUUAGGUAUUUCCUUGCUUCAGCCCAGCUGAUUUCAAUUGAUGACUGAUUAACAGGCGUUUCCUGAAGCGCAAUCAGUUGAGUCAAGCACAUUAAAUAAUGGAAACCUCUAAAACAUGCAAGGCAGUGUGCCUUGAGGACCAGGGUUGGGAAACGCAGGGUUAAGGCUGUAGAUAUGAAUGGAAGUCAAUGGAAAGUUCCCACACAGAUGGCCACGCAAACAUGUGUGUGUGUGACUAGAGCAGGUUGAUCUCUGGUGACUUCCGGAAAGUUUUUGCUUUGAAAUCUUUAAAGCUAUAAUGUCACAAAUGAAAUGUUUUGCUGCACAAAGACAGCACAGCUGGUUCAACGUUUCUCAGUUAGUGACAAGGAGAUGAUAUAUAUAUACGGUUUUAUAUUUGUUAAUGUUUUACAAAUAAGUGCCAGUCUGUCAACAAAAUCCACUAACUACUUUCAUCCAGAAGUCACUUAAUUUGCAAUAAGUGUGUGCAAAUUAAAUCUCAGUAGAAAUAUAAUCCAUGGUGCGAUAUAAUCUAUUUUGUAAUUAUUUUAAUUUUUUUGGUGUGUUUUCUUGUUCAUAAUUUUUUUUUAUGUCUGAGUAACAAAACAGAAAACAAUGAAAAUAAAUGCAGCUUAUGUUUUAGUUGCUUGAGUUACUACAUUGUUAUAAAUGUGGUGAAAUCUUGUUCUUAAAGGGAUAGUUCAGGGUUUUUAAAGUGUGGAUGAGUUGAUAAGCCGUUAGUUUCCUACUUGCAGUGGAAAACUCUUGGUGUUUAAUAUAAAUACAGAUUAAGUUUUCUGAAAGGCUCAAGCUAAGAGGAGAAAACCUCAGGGUGUCUCUACUCUCCAAUCUCAAGAGUCACAGUGAUUCAUGCAAACAUCAUUUAAAAAAACAACAACCUUUUAAACUGCUGCCAUGUUCUCAUUAUGCAGAUAUGAAGACGGUGGUAAACCUCAGGUACUGGGCUUCGGUACCCUGGCAUAGAGCUCUGUUACUUAGGCGCGUUUUUUAGGUUCUUGCUUUAGUUUUUCUUGACUCCCUUGAUCUUCUUGGUUAGCUUGCUCCUUAUAAACUGGGCAAAGUUUAUGUGUGUUUUAAGCCUAUUUUUCGUCAAAUAAAUCUUUGACCUCAA
Messenger RNA from Poecilia reticulata (guppy), 2859 nucleotides. Lineage: Eukaryota; Metazoa; Chordata; Actinopteri; Cyprinodontiformes; Poeciliidae. The record is from RefSeq and is a predicted model, not a curated record.